This is a messenger RNA of Haliotis rubra (blacklip abalone), 3528 nucleotides long. RefSeq lists its product as uncharacterized. Gene Ontology annotation, molecular function: protein binding. Lineage: Eukaryota; Metazoa; Mollusca; Gastropoda; Lepetellida; Haliotidae. The record is from RefSeq and is a predicted model, not a curated record. The transcript has 4 exons. The coding region runs from base 16 to 2958 and encodes 980 amino acids.
CCUGUUAGAGAUGCAAUGGCGUCCCAGUGUAUUGUAGAAAACUGUUCCUUCAAACCCAAUUCAGGAACGAUCGGAGAACGCCCUUCCUUGCACCGGUUCCCGUGGAAGAACCCAAAACUCGCCCGAAAAUGGGUUUCGAACGUUUCCAAGAGCGGCACCCCCGGUGGGAAAAUUACACACAGCUCGCGAGUCUGCAGCCUCCAUUUUGAAAAUGGGAUACGGACACUUGAGUCUGUGCCGUCCAUUUUCAACCUCGCGAGUGUCGACAAGGAAAGCACAUCACCGAAAAAGAAGCCCCCCGAUAGUCGAGAUAGCAAGAACAAGAGCAGUUCAGCCUCCAGGUCACCGCAAAGGAAACGCAGCACACCUAAACACUGCAUGGUCCUGACAGGUGGUGAAUCCUUGGAUGAAGAGACAAGCGUUCAGACGGUACAAAUCCAGAAGAAAGUUGAGAAGCCUGGAUUUCAGGAACACUUCCUUGCUCAAGUGUCCCACUUCUGGAGGACCAGACAGUUUUGUGACCUGUGUCUCAUUGUCAACGGCCAUCGUGUUCUGGUUCACCAGCUGGUGUUCAACAUCGCGCGGCCGUUCUGCCUGUCCACCUGCCAAGUCACUAGACAUGCCCCCAUGCUGACCAUCACAGUGCCGUUCCCAGUCAGUGACGAUGCCCUCACAAACUUCCUCUCGUACUUGUAUGAGGGAAACUUAUUUAUCAAUGAGCAAUCUGUCCACCAAAUUCUGCAGCUAGGACAGUUUUUUCGUAUGACACCAGUGAUAAACCCUUGUAACUCCUUCCUGGGGCUUCUGAGAAGCCUGAAUAUGUGUCAGCCAGCAGACGACACGAGCAUGGUAAGGAAACAAGGAGAUGAAGACAGUCAGGGUCCUGCGUCUGGCGACAAACAUCCUGCAGACAGCCGGAAAGGGAGAAGUAUGCCCAAAACGCAAUCCGGCAAAUUGGGUGAUGUCAAGACUGAAACUUAUGACACAAAACUUUGUGUGACUCCAACGAUCCAAGAAUGUCCUCCUGACCGUGGUUGUGGUAAACACGGUGAACAAGGUGAAGGUGGUGCACAGUAUGUGUUUGAGACGUUGGAACAUGGGUCUUCCAAUCCUGAUGACAAAGAUGUUGAUGGAGAGACAUCUGCUGAGGAUAUGGAUGAAACAACAUAUCAGGACGUUAAAGAGAGAACUUUUGAUGAUGAUGAGACAGUAGCUGAGGGUGUGGAUGAGAGAACAUUUGAGGGUGUGGAUGAGAGAACAUUUGAGGGUGUGGAUGAGACACCGUUUGAUGAAGAAGGUUAUGAAGAAGAAGCAGGUAGAAAUGGUCAGCCUCACGUUGUCAGCGUGUCCUGGAGCGAUGACGAGGACCAGGAAUGGGUGGUUUUACCAAACAAGAACGAAGACAAUGUGUGUGAAAUGGAAGGGGACGACAUUAAUAAAUCAGAAACAGGCGAAGAAACUCCAGAGCAAAAAGAAACAUUUCUAGAAGCAGUUAGUGUGAGCAAAGACGAAUUUGAACGAACAGUAUCCAGUGGUGUUGACAGCCAUGAAGGGAGUCAGGAUGCUGGAUGCAGUGUUACAGAGAUGGACGAGACCAGUGGCUUGACAUGUGAGGCAGAGGAUGUCAAACCCAUUCUGCUUCCUGAUGGAACAGCUGUGGAUGGGCGAUUAACUGCAGCAACUUCAGGUCGGGAAUCUGAUGCCAUGGAAGACGCCCAGAUGCAUCACUACGAUGAGUCCAGAGCUCCUGAAGAUGUGAAGCCAGUGCUGCUGCCUAAUGGCGCUGUCCGUCCUCCUGAUGUUUAUGUGGAGUCAGGAGAUGGUGACCACAGCAUCACCUCAGACCCAGCCACACCAGUUCUCAUGUUUGGUAAUGGUACAGAAAGCACAACUUCCAAGCCAGAAACUGAAAUCUUUGAACAUAUGAAUAUAUCUUUCCGUUACUACAAAUGUGACCAGUGUACCCGCCUGUUCACCAGCCAGACUCGACAGCAAGAGCAUGUCCAGGUUGUCCACCAUGGCAUAAGGUUCAAGUGUCAAUACUGCGGGCGUGAGUUCACUUCCAGGAGCGGACAUAAGCUGCAUGAGCUGGACCAUCUUGGCAAGAAUCCCUACAGGAAGUACAAGUGUGAGAAGUGUUUCAAGUCCUUCCCCUCCAAAACUGGUCUGAACAACCAUCUCACCCGUGUCUGUCAGCAGUUUAAGUGUCGGAAAUGUAAGGCAGUGUUUGUGAACGCGCAGGACCACCAUCAUCACGUAAGUAACUGCAGGAGGAUGCCGGCACCCAUUAAGUGCCCAGAAUGUCAGCAGGUUUUUUCAUCCAAGUUUAGUUUAGAGAGGCAUUCAAAAAUCCACCUAAGUCAACCCGUGUCUGCACCUUCUUCCAAACCAGUGAAGAAGUUCCAGUGUCAGGUCUGUUUGAAAGUGAUUAUUGGGAAGGCUAGGUUUCUUCAGCACAAAGUGGAGCAUGUCGAUCAUGUUAAACAAACCCAGUGUUCUGCAUGCAACCAGACAUUCAAAACCAUUUCCGCCAUGAGACGCCAUUUUAAAUCAGAUCAUCCUGAUUUAGAACUGCCAACUUCUGCCAAAAUUAGUUGGCGUGAUCUAAGACGUGAAAGUCCUUUUCUAGAGGACAAUGUUGAAGAUGAACAGAUAGAGGAGGUUCUAACAGACCAGGCGCUGAAGUGCGAGAAACUCGAGUCAACUCAAAUGGAUAUCACACCAGAACAAAAAAGAAAAUCGAAAAAAUGGCGGUCUGUUCAAGGGGAGGUAACUCCACAAGAGCAGAAAUCAAACUCAGGGAAUACUAGAGAGUUUUCAUCCAAAACAUCAGAUGUGUUACCUGAAACGACCCUUCCCGGGGGAAGGAGUAAGUUCGUAUGUGUCCAGUGUGGUCAGUCCUUCCCGUACGCCGCCUCGCUACGAAGACAUUCGAAGUCAGAACAUCCGCUCAAGUAAUUCAUGUUCCCGACAUAACAGAAUUUACAUGGUUACGGAGCAGAAAUAUUUUUGGAGAUUUAAUUAAAUUUGUGGUGUGCAUAGUCUUCAGUAGAAAGAAAGAUCCCUGCUUCCUCUGUUUGCUGAGGGUACACAGGAGAUAUUGUGGUAGUGUUGAUAACAAGGGUGUACUCCACCCAUGCCUCCUCUGUUUGCUGAGGGUACACAGGAGAUAUUGUGGUAGUGUUGAUAACAAGGGUGUACUCCACCCAUGCCUCCUCUGUUUGCUGAGGGUACACAGGAGAUAUUGUGGUAGUGUUGAUAACAAGGGUGUACUCCACCCAUGCCUCCUCUGUUUGCUGAGGGUACACAGGAGAUAUUGUGGUAGUGUUGAUAACAAGGGUGUACUCCACCCAGGCCUCCUCUGUGCGUCAAUCAGAUUGCCAUACACUGACUCGAUACAAUGAUGUUUUUCACGUUGAUUUUGAAAGUUGUGAUGAAUGCAGUGUCAUCAAGUUUCUCAUAUACCAGUUGUUGUUAAUGAAAGAUGAGAUGAAAACAGUGUUAGGGACCGUUCAUAAUUUAAGGCUU